This is a messenger RNA of Pieris macdunnoughi, 2760 nucleotides long. The record is from the annotation of a GenBank genome assembly. NCBI's taxonomy places the organism in Eukaryota, Metazoa, Arthropoda, Insecta, Lepidoptera, Pieridae.
AUGAGUGUGGAAAAUCCUACCAGUGAUAAUGACUGUGACUCCGGUAAAGUAAAUGGAGAUAAAAAGGAACACGUGAAUGGUAUACAUAACGGAUAUAGCAGUUCCGAGAAACAUAAAAGUAGCCAUAAAUCGUCAAGUAAGGACAAGCAUCGUGACAAAGAUCGCGACCAUAAGAGCUCCAAACAUAGCAGCUCCAGUGGCGACAAGCAUUCUAGCAGUAAGAAUCACAGCAGCUCACAUAAAUCUUCAAGUAAAGACAAAGAACGGGAUAGAGAACAUAAACAUAGGGAUCGUUCAGAGAAGGAUAAAGAAAGAAGUAGUGACAAAGAGAAACAUCGAGACAAAGACAAGGAGAAAGGCGAUAGAGACAGGGAUAGGGGUGAUCGUGACAAGCAUAAAUCCAAUAAUGGAGAAAAAAGAAAGGAUAAGGAACAUUUGUCAUCGAAGGAUCAUAAAUCUAAAGACAGAGACAAACACCGUGACCAUGAUCGACAGAGGAGUGACAAGGAUAAACACAAGAGCGAAAAGCACUCAAGUUCCAAAGAUAAAGAUAGACACAGCUCUAGUAAGCAUAAGGAGAAAGACAGAGAAAAGUUAAAAAUUAAAUCUGAUUCGGAUUCUCAAGAUUCACCAAGAAAAGAUGAUCCAUUGCAGAUUGAUGAAGCCUCUAUAAAGCUAGAGAUAAAAGAAGAAAGCGAAGAUGGAUUUGCAGGAGCAAAUACAACUGCCUCGUCAUGUGAUUACUCCCUUUCACAAUUUAAGGAUGAGCCUCUCGGUGAACUACCGGAUGAGAGUGAGAGUGAAGAGGAUAUUCCACUGACUGAACGCAAGGCAAUAAAGAAACGGGCUAUCAGUGAUGAUGAACAAGAUAUACCACUGUUGCAAAGGAAGAAACCUAAGAAAAAAAUUAAGAAAGAACCAGUUGAUUAUGAUGACGACGAUGAAGAAGAAGAAGAAAAACCUAAAAAGAAGAAGAAACAAGCAGAAAAACGAAAAGUUAAGACUGAACCAGAUGAAAUCCCUAGCCCCACCAAGCGAAAGAAGAAGGAUGGCAAAGACGAGGAACAAGAGGUUUGGAAAUGGUGGGAAGAGCAGAAAAAGGAUGAUGGAACAAAGUGGCGGUUUCUGGAACAUAAAGGUCCAGUGUUUGCACCUCCCUAUGAACCUUUACCACCUAAUGUCAAAUUUCGUUAUGAUGGAAAAGAAAUGCGGCUUUCUCAAGACAGUGAAGAAGUUGCUGGAUUCUAUGCUCGAAUGCUUGACCAUGAUUAUACAACAAAAUCUACAUUUAAUACAAAUUUCUUUAAUGAUUGGCGUAAAGUUAUGACAUCAGAAGAAGCAAAAAUAAUAAAGGAUCUUUCAAAGUGUGAUUUUAAGGAAAUGCAAACUUUUUUCCUUCAUCAAUCUGAGAAAAACAAAAAUCGUACAAAAGAAGAAAAGGCUACACUGAAAGCUAAAAAUGAAGAAAUACAGAAAGAAUAUGGUAUUUGUGUUAUUGAUGGGCACAAAGAGAAGAUAGGUAACUUUAGAAUUGAGCCACCUGGGUUAUUUAGAGGUCGUGGUGAGCAUCCAAAAAUGGGUAUGUUAAAACGGAGGGUUAUACCAGAAGAUGUGUCUAUAAAUUGUUCUAAAGAUAGUAAAAUACCCAAACCACCCCCAGGCCACAAGUGGAAGGAUGUCAGACAUGACAACACUGUUACAUGGUUAGCUUCAUGGACGGAAAAUGUACAAGGUCAAUCAAAGUAUGUUAUGUUAAAUCCAAGCUCAAAACUUAAAGGUGAAAAAGACUGGCAGAAAUAUGAAACAGCUCGUAAACUACACAAGUGCAUUGACAAAAUAAGAGACCAGUAUCGUUUGGAUUGGAAAGCAAAGGAGAUGCGUGUUCGCCAACGAGCUGUAGCAUUGUAUUUUAUUGAUCGUCUUGCUUUGAGAGCUGGUAAUGAGAAAGAUGAUGACCAGGCUGAUACUGUUGGUUGUUGCUCACUCAGGGUUGAACAUAUUGAAUUGCAUAAAGAAAAAGAUGGCAAAGAAUAUGUGGUUGUGUUUGAUUUCCUUGGUAAAGAUUCUAUCAGAUAUUACAAUGAAGUCCCAGUGGAGAAACGGGUGUUUAAAAAUCUCGAAUUAUUUAUGGAGAACAAAAAAGACAGUGAUGAUUUGUUUGAUAGAUUGAGCACUCAGACGCUAAAUGAGCAUUUGAAAGAUUUGAUGCCUGGUUUGACUGCCAAGGUCUUUCGUACUUACAAUGCAUCUAUCACUUUACAGAGACAACUUGAAGAAUUAACAGACCCAGAUGCUACUGUGCCUGAAAAAAUUUUAGCUUACAACAGAGCAAACCGUGCUGUUGCUAUACUUUGUAACCAUCAGCGUGCUGUACCUAAAGGUCAUUCAAAAUCCAUGGAGGCUCUCAAAGAGAAAAUACAAACAAAGAGGGAUCAGAUUGAUGAAGCCGAGGAAGAUUAUAGGCAAGCCAGCAAAGCUGCCAAACGAGGCUCUGUUAAGGAAAAACUUAACUGUGAUAAGAAAAAGAAAGCUUUGGAUCGCCUCAAGGAACAACUGAAGAAGCUAGAAUUGGAUGAAACAAAUAGAGAUGAAAACAAAACUAUAGCGCUUGGCACAUCAAAACUGAACUAUCUGGAUCCACGUAUUUCCGUAUCAUGGUGCAAAAAGCAUGGUGUACCGAUCGAGAAGAUUUACAACAAAACUCAGCGUGAUAAGUUCCGCUGGGCAAUUGACAUGGCCGGGCCGGACUAUGUCUUCUAA